Molecule: messenger RNA, 312 nt
Organism: Eimeria acervulina
Lineage: Eukaryota; Apicomplexa; Conoidasida; Eucoccidiorida; Eimeriidae
Exons: 1
Coding region: 1-312 (103 amino acids)
Source: RefSeq, a predicted model, not a curated record
AUGGUGCAUGCGGAGGAGCAGGAGAUUCUUCAUACGGAGACCAAGAAGGAGGUGAUGGGUAUGAUGGCCAGGGGUGGGAUGAAGGGGCGGCUCCUUCUGGAGCAAGUGGCUCUGCUGAACAGGCUGCAGGAGGUAGUAGUUAUGGCCAUCGUCAUCGAGGCAGACAUUCGCGAGGCCAUCGAGGACAUCAGGGCUAUCAGGGGCCAUCAUAUGGGCGCCGUGGGGGGUCUCGCGUUAGUCGUUUGGGCGCUGCUCGCCAUCGUGCGGCGCUGCGCAUGGACGACAGAAGUAUCCCUGUGCCGCCUGAUCUAA